Messenger RNA from Mytilus californianus (California mussel), 2190 nucleotides. RefSeq names its product putative per-hexamer repeat protein 5. NCBI's taxonomy places the organism in Eukaryota, Metazoa, Mollusca, Bivalvia, Mytilida, Mytilidae. The record is from RefSeq and is a predicted model, not a curated record. The coding region runs from base 31 to 1995 and encodes 654 amino acids. The transcript has 20 exons. Gene Ontology annotation, molecular function: protein binding.
UCAUAAAGACAUCGACGUGUGCACAUCAUAAUGAAAUAUUUAGUGCUUUUAUUGGCUGUGGGACUGGCUACGGCUAUUGAUCUUAAAGGAGUUAAGAAGACAAGACAUAUAUACAAACGUCAAGCAGGAGGAUGUCUUUAUGAAGGGCAGACAUAUCAACAGGGACAAUCAUGGACUGUUCCUUGCAAAUACAACUGUCAAUGUACCGAUGGAUCAACAGGUCACUACACUUGCAAAGAUGUGUGCCCUUCAUACGGAACCUUACCACAAGGUUGUCAAUUAGUGAAAGAAGCAAACGGAUGUUGUAGUAAACCACAAUGUUCUUUUACGCCCUCUGGUGGAGCAACCGGUGGCAGUGGCAGUGGCAGUGGCAGUGGCGAUGGCGGUUUCCAUCUGGGAUUUGGCACUGGCAGUCAAACUCCAGUCAUGUCCGGUGGUUCAGGAGGAUGUGUGGACAAAUUAAAGACUUGUAAGGACUAUGGUGAUGCUGUGUGUACAGACCCUACAUACACCUCGUGGGUAACUGAUAACUGUGCAUUGUUCUGUGGAAAAUGUGGUGGUAUGACCUCAGGAGGUGGUGGAGUUUCAGGAGGUGGUGGAGUUUCAGGAGGUGGUAUGGUGUCAGGAGGUGGUGGAGUUUCAGGAGGUGGUAUGGUGUCAGGAGGUGGUAUGGUUUCUGGAGGAAGUGGUGUAACAUGUGUUGACAAACAGUCAAACUGUGCCGCUUAUGCACAAGGUGGAACAUGUACAGAUCCUAAAUAUUCAGGAUGGGUCAAGGACAAUUGUGCAAGAACCUGUCUAUGUUCAGGAGGAACAGUUUAUACAGGAAGGCCUAUGAUAGGAACAGGAACCGGAACAGGCACAGGAAUGACAGGAACCGGAACAGGAAUGACAGGAACCGGAACAGGAGGGCCAGGUACGGGAACAGGAGGGCCAGGUACGGGAACAGGAGGGCCAGGUACGGGAACAGGAGGGCUAGGUCCUGGAAUGACAGGAACAGGAGGGCUAGGUCCUGGAAUGACAGGAACAGGUACCGGAACAGGUACAGGUACUGGAAUGACAGGAACAGGUACCGGAACUGGUACAGGAACAGGAGGCACCAUUAUUUCUGGAUCGUACACAGUGCUGUGUGUUGAUCACGUGAGGAACUGUGCAGAUUAUGGUCAACAAACCUGUAAUGAUCCAAAAUACGCUGGUUGGGUAAAAGACAACUGUGCUAAAACAUGCAACAAAUGUGCAUAUUUAACAGGAACAAGUAACGGUGGCACCGGAUUUAUUCCAGUGUAUACUCCAGACGGACACGUAUACACUGGUAGCAAAUACACAAACGCUGGAACCCACUAUCCAGGUGGAACCAUGACAGGUACUGGAGGAUCAGGGACAGGAACAUUUACAGGCACAGGAACGGGUACUGGAACGGGUACCGGAACGGGAACAGGUACUGGUGGUACCUUCACAGGAACAGGUACAGGGGGAACAGGUACAGGAAUGGGAACAGGUACUGGAAUGGGAACAGGUUCUGGUGGUUCCUUCACAGGAACGGGAACAGGAAUGGGAUCGUGUGUAGACAAACAAGGUGUGAACUGUGCUUCCUAUGGAAAGACCGUAUGUACUGAUAGUAAAUACACCGGAUGGGUGCAAGACAAUUGUUGUGCAUAUUGUGCAACCAGUGGAAUGACAGGUGGUGGUACUAUGGUAAACACUGGAACUGGAACUGGAACUGGAACUGGAGCGGGUCAUGUUGGUCAAUCUACAGGUUGUGUAUAUAAUAAUCAAGUUUAUCAGCAAGGUCAGACAUGGAAAGAUGGAUGUAAAUACAAGUGUACAUGUACCAACGCAUCAACAGGAAUGUACAACUGUCAAUCUUUGUGUGUACAGUUUAACUUGCCUAGUGUAUGUACAAUGAAACAACCAGCAGCAGGAAUGUGUUGUCAAACUCCCAAUUGUCCCCCAACCGUACAGAUUCAGUAUCCUCCUGGAUAUACCCCACAAUAACAAGGACACAUAAAUAGAUCAUUAAAUGUUUAAUUUUUUUAUACUUACUUUUCAUUCAAAUCAACAACAAAAAUAAAAGUCCGAAUAGUUCUACCAAAUCAGGCCAAGGACAUAUAUGCCUAUGGGUAGAAAACAUAUCAGUGUUUUGAAUUAUUUUAAUGUUUUGUUAAUAAUAAAUUUACUAUAUCAAUGAUG